Messenger RNA from Triplophysa rosa, 6217 nucleotides. RefSeq names its product MDS1 and EVI1 complex locus (gene mecom). Gene Ontology annotation, cellular component: nucleus. The record is from RefSeq and is a predicted model, not a curated record. NCBI's taxonomy places the organism in Eukaryota, Metazoa, Chordata, Actinopteri, Cypriniformes, Nemacheilidae. Gene Ontology annotation, molecular function: protein binding. The transcript has 17 exons.
UUUUACAAUAGUCAUUUAGCUGAACAGUGAUUAAUGCGUCUUCAUUUAAAGCGCAAAGACCGGGCGCUUUGGACGCUCGAGACUACUUCAUUAUAAUUAAUGUCUCUGGUUCCUCGUGGACCCGGAGGUCGCGAAUGGCUCCGUCCCGCGCCCACUGAUCUCUGAAGAUCUGACACGAGAGGGAUCUAGCUGGCUGUUGCAAUCUGACAAGAUCUGUAAUACUUGGGUGAUAAAUCGUUCCAAACUUUUUUGGCGAUGCUGGCAGCUCGGGGGUGUGCGCAUGUGCGAAGGUGUCUAAACUGACAAUGCUGGAGAGAUAGUGUGUCUGGGAUUGAGAAUCACAGAGAAAAAGGACAGAGGAAAAAGAAAAAGGAGGAAAAGAUUCGAGAAAAAUUCCGGCAAAGCAACGCCAAACGACGGGAAGGCUAUCAUGAGGUCCAAAGGCAGGGCAAGGAAACUGACCACGGGAGAUGGCGAAGACUUUUCCCUUUUCUCCUCUGAUGACCUGGAGGAAGUUGGAAGAGCCUCUGAUGCGGAUCCAUCGCCUCUGGCCGCUGCUAAAGACCUUCCCUCCCCUGGCCUAUCGUACGAGGCCGUCUCGCCGUUCGCCCCCUCGCCCUUCCACCCAUCAUUCCACACUUCCAUGUACCUGGCAGGGGAGGGGCUCGAAUCCGUGCCCCCAGACUUUGAAAUCCGAGAAUCGGGCGUGUCCAAAGGAACCCUGGGCGUCUGGGCCCGUAGGCAUCUGGAGGUGGGAGAGCGUCUCGGACCCUACGAGGGACCAUUGAGGCACAGACCAGAAAGUGCUACCCAGGCAUGGGAGGGUGAGCAGACAGGUUUGGAUGGGCGCAUGUAUGAUAGCAGGAGCUGGCUAAGGCACAUCCAGGUCUCUCCAUCAACCCAACAACACAACCUCACAACCUGCCAGAUACAUGAGCAGAUCUUUUACCGUGUGGUUUGUGAGGUUCAGCCUGGUGAGGAGCUCCUUCUGUUCAUGAAGGCUGAGGACGUUUCAUGCGAGGCCAUGGCUCCAGACAUACACGAGGAACGUCAGUAUCGUUGCGAGGACUGUGAUCUGAACUUUGAAUCUGGUUCGGAGCUGUUGGACCAUCAGAAGCACGCGUGCGGGACCCCGCCGGCCUCCGGCUUCAAGCUGUCCCAGCAGGGUCCGCCCGGGGCACCGGAUCACGACCUGCAUCUACUCCCUCUGAACAUGCCCCAUUCCCCACAGGAGUGUAAGGAGUGUGAACAGAUCUUCCCAGACGCCCAGAGUCUCGACUCUCACUCGCUGUCUCACUCCGACGAGAGGGAAUACAAGUGCGAUCAGUGCCCAAAGGCUUUCAACUGGAAGUCCAACCUGAUUCGCCACCAGAUGUCACACGACAGCGGCAAACACUACGAAUGUGAAAACUGCUCAAAGGUGUUCACAGACCCCAGCAACUUACAGAGACACAUCCGCUCUCAGCAUGUGGGGGCGCGGGCUCACGCCUGCCCCGAGUGUGGCAAGACCUUCGCCACCUCCUCGGGCCUCAAGCAACAUAAACACAUCCACUCCUCCGUCAAGCCCUUCAUAUGUGAGGUCUGCCACAAAUCGUACACGCAGUUCUCCAAUCUGUGCCGUCACAAGCGCAUGCACGCGGACUGUCGCACUCAGAUCAAGUGUAAAGACUGCGGCCAGAUGUUUAGCACCACAUCCUCCCUAAACAAACACCGGCGCUUCUGCGAGGGCAAAAACCAUUUCGCCGCUGCCGCGGGAGGCUUGUUUGGGCAGGGCAUGACCCUCCCCGGCGCCCCUGGCCUGGAUAAGUCUACGUUGGCUGGAAUGAGCCAUGGGAGCCCUGGUUUAGCAGACUAUUUCGGGACAAACCGGCAUCAUGGUGGGCUGACGUUCCCAGCAGCCCCUCCGGCAUUCCCGUUCAGUUUUCCCGGACUUUUCCCAUCAGGACUUUACCACCGGCCCCCUCUAAUCCCAUCCACGUCGCCAAUCAACGGCCCUCAAAGCACAGAGCUUCAGAAGAGCCCGCUGCUGUCCUCAUCCAUCACUGGGUCACAUGACCUCUUGAAGAGUUUCCAUAAGGACUCUCUAAAUGGAGUAGUAGAAGGUGCGGGGCGUCCAAAAGAAGGGUCCGUCUCCAAGACAAGGCAUGGCGGGAAAUAGAGCGACCAAUCCGAGAGUAGCGAUCUGGAUGAUGUCAGCACUCCAAGCGGGAGUGAGCUGGAAAGCACUUCAGGUUCAGAGCUGGACAGUGAAGCAGAAAGCGACCGGGAACGAGUGCGUGUGCGGGAAAAUGGGAAGGGGCCAAAAAGGAAGUCAAGUGGGUUCAGCGAUGCCCAGAGUCCAACUCUCAUCAACUCCAGUGGUAGUAACAACACCAGUAAUGGAAAAGAUUUUCCUGCGUCGGGCCUCCAUCAGCCGUCUUUGGACGAGCAUACAGCAGUUUCUGGUGCUGUUAAUGACUCAAUAAAGGCCAUUGCCUCCAUCGCCGAGAAAUAUUUUGGCUCUACUGGACUCACAGGCCUGCAAGACAAAAAAGUUGGGGCACUGCCAUAUCCUUCCAUGUUCCCUCUAUCUUUCUUCCCCGCCUUCUCUCCCUCGGUCUAUCCGUUCCCUGAGAGAGAGCAACUUCGACCUCCGGGCCACAAGGUGGAGCCAGAAAGCCCUCCAGUUGAGAGGAAAAAACUCAAAAGCCUCGAGUCGCCUUUUGAUCUCACCACCAAACGGAAGGAAGAGCCUCUUGUGCCCACCUGUGCUCCAUUGAAACCUGAAGCCUCACACGUACAAUCAGCCAAUCAGGAUCAGCCGCUGGACCUGAGUCUUGGCGGACGGAGCCGAGGCAAGAGAAAGAGAGAAGAAGAGAUACGGAAGAAUCCUGUCUUUGCUGAAAAGAGGGUGGAAGUGGAGCCACCCAAGACCGACCCCUCCCUCCAGCAUGCAAGACCCACCCCUUUCUUCAUGGACCCCAUUUACAGGGUUGAGAAGAGAAAGAUGAAUGAUCCAUUCCAAGUCCUGAAGGAUAAAUACAUGCGACCCGCUCCUGGAUUCCUCUUCCACCCACAGUUUCGCAUGCCUGAUCAGAGAACAUGGAUGUCAGCAAUUGAAAACAUGGCCGAGAAGCUGGAGUCUUUCAGCUCUCUGAAGCCAGACGGCGGUGACAUCAUGCGUUCCGUUCCUUCCAUGUUCGACUUCCGGGCUCCACCUGCCACCCUUCCCGAAACACUGUUACGCAAAGGCAAAGAGCGCUACACCUGCAGAUACUGCGGGAAGAUAUUCCCACGCUCAGCCAACCUUACAAGACAUCUACGGACACACACCGGAGAGCAGCCUUACAGAUGUAAGUACUGUGAUCGUUCGUUCAGUAUUUCAUCGAAUCUCCAGCGUCACAUCCGCAACAUCCACAACAAAGAGAAACCUUUCAAAUGCCACCUGUGCGACCGCUGCUUCGGACAACAGACCAACCUGGACCGCCACCUCAAAAAACACGAGAACGGUAAUUUAUCAGGCACAGCGAUGUCAUCGCCCCGUUCAGAGCUGGAUAGCGGCAGCGCCAUCUUGGAGGACAAAGAGGACUCGUAUUUUAACGAAAUACGAAAUUUCAUCAGUAACACAGCACAGACAGCCCCAUCUCCAUCACACUCGGAGGAAGGACUGAAUGGCAGCCAUUUUGAUGGCGAUAAAGCCCUGGCUGGGUCCGGGUCACGUGACCUGGACGAGGAGGAAGGGGAGGAGCUUGGAGCAGAGGAAGAGACAGAGCGCAGUGAGAGCGCUAGGAAACCCAGCGAUGAAGGUGUGACUAGCAAUGUGGACCGCGAUAUCAUAAAUGACGACAUGGAUUUUGAAGGAGCGGAUGAUCUGGAAUUGAACAGCAAAUCCUCGCCACAAAGAUUUAAUGAGGAAGAUGAAGAUCACAGCAGUUUUUCCACGAUGGAUCACAUCCGCCACUUUAGUAUGGAGGACGGCGAUCUUAGCGAUGGCGAUGUCAGCAGCUUUGGCCCUGCCCACCUGCAAGAAGGGAUUAAACAGCCCCUGUACAGAAAGUCUAAAUCGCAGGCGUACGCCAUGAUGCUGUCUUUAGCCGAUAAGGAUCCACUCCACUCGUCUACCCAUAAUGCCCCGAUGUGGCACAGCUUGGCCCGCGCCGCAGAAACCAGCGCAAUUCAGUCUCUCAGUCACGUAUGACACCCUCACGUACUACAAGACGUUACUUUACAACAUUGUGUUACUAUCGCUGGAGUCCCUGGUCCACACACGUACAGUACACACACUUGCACAAGUGCCCAGAUUGUCAUACACUUAUACUGUACACAACCAGUUACUGUGUAUAGCAGAACACUAUUCCAUAUACACGAACAAAUAUUGAUUGAUUGACUGUUUGAUUGAUUGAAUAUAGUUAGUAACAAUGACAAUAGUGUCUGUAAUUUUGAUGGUGAUGAUGAAGAAGACGAUGAUGACAAUAGUAGUAAUACAUAAUAAUAAUAAUUGUAUUUAUUCUGUCAAGUUUCAAUAUUUUGCACAGCUGUGGCAGCUGGUGAACAGUUUUUAAAAUUGCUGUUGGUGUCAUGUUUGUGAGUUUUGUCCGCUGAUGGUUACUAAGAGUAACAGACGAGAGUCUUCCACGAGACAAAUGUGAGCGCUGCGUAUACAGGCACAAGAGCCUACCGGCAUGUAAAUAUCUACGAACAAUGUCACACAAAAAAGCAAAUACAGAAUGGAAACACGAAAGUGUGUUUUUGAAGCAUUUCACCUGUUCCUUCUUGUACAGAAACGUACAAGUUAACAAAGGUAUAUGAAAAAGGGCGAAUCAGGGGUUGAGGGUAGGAUAUCAUUAAGUUUGUGAUUUAAAAAGUAAACAAUUACACUCAAAAGGUGUGAACUUGAGACCUCUCACGGACGCUGCUUUUGAAAAAGGUGUUAGGAGCGAGACGGUGACUAUUUGCAAGUUCUGUCCAAUGAAAGCACUGCAUAACCCACUUACCCACCAGUCUGUGCGACAACAGACGCCCUUUAGUUGUUUUACGGUGGAAAAGCGGUUGUAAAAAACAGAGCUCAAAUCACUUUUUCUAAACUGAGAAAAGAAACUAGUUUAAGAUGAAAACUAGAAGGGCAUUCUGUCGUUUUCAUGGUAACCCGUCCAUUCGUUGGCGAACGAUACCACUAAAUAACGUGAAUGCUAGUUUUUAGCUAUACGCCAUCCUCUUGUGUCUUUCAUUUAUAGACAAUCAUGGGUUCCUUAUGUUUUCCCCUUGUCGUCUGUUGCUUUGUUUUUGUCCUUUUUUUUCUUGGUUGACGUCAUCAAUGUCAUUUCUGUGUAUCUUGAAAGUUGUAUUUAUUUCUCUGCAAACUGUAGUUUGUUUACUGAAUAGCACUGCUCUCGAGCACCCCCUUGCGGUGAAAAGGAGAAUUUCACACUGAGAUUUCGGGGAAAAGACUCCACACAGUCUACUGGGGUUUGUAGAAAUGUCUCUGAAUGCCAGAUAGUAUUAAACAUACCAUCACAGCUUAUACUUCUAAUGAAACUGGUAAAUGAUAUAGAUAUUACUUAGGGUUUUUUUGUAUGACAAUUUAUUGAUAACUGUAAAAUAUAAAAAAAUGAUAAAAUAGAGGAAAAAUGGAAAGAAAGAAUAAAAACAGCUGAUAUUAUUUCUUCAUAAAACGCAUGAUUGGUCCGAGCUGUAACUGACAUUUUCUAUGGUUGUCUGCAAGCUUGUGUGACGUCUGGGUCCAUGUUGAUUUCUUGUGCCAAACCUAUGACAAAUGCCAGAUUUUGUUUAUCCUCACGAGGACCAGAUCUUUCCUAUUUCACUUUUUUAUUUUUUGUUUUGUCGAUGUUUAUAAUCCCAUUUUUAAAGUAAUCAGUGAAUUGAGGUACUUCUGUUUUAAUGCUUUCUACAAUGUAACUGUAUUGCAUUAUAAUUCAAUACUGUGGGAGGAGUUACUGAGAAAUAAAGAACUCCUGUGUGGGCGGACUGUGCACUCUCCAAACGUCUCUGUCUCCGUUUUUAUCGAUAUCACGUCAUCUUCCACGCAACGUCGCGUUUAUUUGUAAAGGACUUUUUACAAUAAACAUUAUUUCAAUUUAGAAAUUUACCAUGAGCUGCUGUUUCCGAGAAUAAAGCCCAUUUCAGGAUCAUUGCGAUAUGUAUGAAGAGUUUGGUUCCAAAAUAAGAUAACUCCGUUUUUAAUUGUUAUCAUGUUUUUAUUGCGUUGGUUGGCUGUAUU